Messenger RNA from Huiozyma naganishii CBS 8797, 1371 nucleotides. It is a transcript of the gene VPS62, whose product is annotated as Vps62p. The record is from RefSeq and is a predicted model, not a curated record. NCBI's taxonomy places the organism in Eukaryota, Fungi, Ascomycota, Saccharomycetes, Saccharomycetales, Saccharomycetaceae. The transcript has a single exon. Bases 1 to 1371 code for a protein of 456 amino acids.
AUGCGUUUUGAUAUAGCUAGUGCCGCCCUUCUUUUGAUAUAUUCCGAGAAGGUGGUUCUAGGUUUGUCCUUCUUUCCCGACCAGGACAACGAUCCCUUUCUUUCUGAGUGGGAAAACGACGAUCGGGGCACAAAACAGCACGAAAACUUACCACCCGUCCUCUCUCCAGGCGAGUUAGAUGAUGAGACAAGAAGUCUACCAAGGGGGAUGAGAAGACUUCCCCAAUUUAUCACUGAUAAUUGCCCCCUGGUUCAUCUCUACAGUGAAGAAAGAUAUUGGCCAUCGGACAUCCAGGAUUAUGUCAGCCACUUCCAUUUGACGAAUAGAGAUGGUGAGAACAUAUCAACCUCACGUAAACUAACACUGCAGGAUCUGAAGGAAACCUAUACAGUAAAACUAAAAAAUGGUACUUAUGCCAACGUUCAUAGCAGUGAAAUAUACAUGACGGCAGAUAGCGAUUUCGAUGAAGAUCCGCCAUGGCUAUUGGGUCACCAACCAGAAUAUGGCACAGGUAGUAUACGUGAUGGACCAGCUGUUGUAAUUGUUGUUGAUAAGGGCAACGGAUGGGUAGAUGCCUACUGGUUUUAUUUUUACCCAUUCAAUUGGGGCCCUUAUAUUAUGGGCGGUGGUCCCUGGGGGAACCAUGUCGGCGAUUGGGAGCAUUCACUAGUACGGUUCUAUAUGGGGCAACCAAAAUACUUAUGGAUGAGUGCCCAUGGUGGUGGGAGUGCUUACAAGUUUGAGGCAAUAGAGAAAGUUAAAAAACUGAGGCGAGUGGACGGUAAAGUCAAGAACGAGAUUGUGAUGAGGCCAUUGAUAUUCAGCGCAAGAGGCACCCAUGCAAACUACGCUUCUGUAGGGCAGCAUUCACACGACGUUCCCUUUUUUUUCAUGCCGCUAAGUGACUUCACAGAUAGAGGACCUAUGUGGGAUCCAUCACUCAACUAUUACGGUUACAUGUUUGAUGGAGAGAGCGUAUCAUCUAUUGGUGACCGCGAAGCGGAUCUGGGCAGUCAAUGGUUACAUUUUGAGGGCCGCUGGGGUGAUAAACAACUGCCCUGGCGUGACCCAAGACAGAGAUGGUGUCCCGUACAAUGGAAAUAUAUCGACGGCCCAAAAGGCCCGUUAUUCAAGAACCUACAGAGAGUAUCUCUCUGUCCCUCAUUCAAGUGGUGGAACCUCUGGAAGGGCUGCCCCCCACGUAGAUGGAUCAAGAGAGGCGAGGGCCUAGAUGCAGAAAAAAACGACACUGUCGGCGACAAUUGCGGUGUGUUGCUUUACAAGAUACGGCCGAAGUGGCUGAGAGGGCUUUGCAGAUUUCUCAUGUGGAAAGGCGUUAUCUGUUUCAUCAUGGACUAUUUUACCGGCUGA